Molecule: messenger RNA, 3129 nt
Organism: Gorilla gorilla gorilla (western lowland gorilla)
Lineage: Eukaryota; Metazoa; Chordata; Mammalia; Primates; Hominidae
Gene: MLH1
Product: mutL homolog 1
Exons: 19
Coding region: 666-2936 (756 amino acids)
Biological process (GO): mismatch repair; somatic hypermutation of immunoglobulin genes
Cellular component (GO): MutLalpha complex
Molecular function (GO): ATP binding; ATP hydrolysis activity; ATP-dependent DNA damage sensor activity
Source: RefSeq, a predicted model, not a curated record
GUAGUAUUCGUGCUCAGCCUCGUAGUGGCGCCUGACGUCGCGUUCGCGGGUAGCUACGAUGAGGCGGCGACAGACCAGGCACAGGGCCCCAUCGCCCUCCGGAGGCUCCACCACCAAAUAACGCUGGGUCCACUCGGGCCGGAAAACUAGAGCCUCGUCGACUUCCAUCUUGCUUCUUUUGGGCGUCAUCCACAUUCUGCGGGAGGCCACAAGAGCAGGGCCAACGUUAGAAAGGCCGCAAGGGGAGAGGAGGAGCCUGAGAAGCGCCAAACACCUCCUCCGCUCUGCGCCAGAUCACCUCAGCAGAGGCACACAAGCCCGGUUCCGGCAUCUCUGCUCCUAUUGGCUGGAUAUUUCGUAUUCCCCGAGCUCCUAAAAACGAACCAAUAGGAAGAGCGGACAGUGAUCUCUAACGCGCAAGCGCAUAUCCUUCUAGGUAGCGGGCAAUAGCCGCUUGAGGGAGGGACGAAGAGACCCAGCAACCCACAGAGUUGAGAAAUUUGACUGGCAUUCAAGCUGUCCAAUCAAUAACUGCCGCUGAAGGGUGGGGCUGGAUGGCGUAAGCUACAGCUGAAGGAAGAACGUGAGCACGAGGCACUGAGGUGAUUGGCUGAAGGCACUUCCGUUGAGCAUCUAGUCGUUUCCUUGGCUCUUCUGGCGCCAAAAUGUCGUUCGUGGCAGGGGUUAUUCGGCGGCUGGACGAGACAGUGGUGAACCGCAUUGCGGCGGGGGAAGUUAUCCAGCGGCCAGCUAAUGCUAUCAAAGAGAUGAUUGAGAACUGUUUAGAUGCAAAAUCCACAAGUAUUCAAGUGAUUGUUAAAGAGGGAGGCCUGAAGUUGAUUCAGAUCCAAGACAAUGGCACUGGGAUCAGGAAAGAAGAUCUGGAUAUUGUAUGUGAAAGGUUCACUACUAGUAAACUGCAGUCCUUUGACGAUUUAGCCAGUAUUUCUACCUAUGGCUUUCGAGGUGAGGCUUUGGCCAGCAUAAGCCAUGUGGCUCAUGUUACUAUUACAACGAAAACAGCUGAUGGAAAGUGUGCAUACAGAGCAAGUUACUCAGAUGGAAAACUGAAAGCCCCUCCUAAACCAUGUGCUGGCAAUCAAGGGACCCAGAUCACGGUGGAGGACCUUUUUUACAACAUAGCCACGAGGAGAAAAGCUUUAAAAAAUCCAAGUGAAGAAUAUGGGAAAAUUUUGGAAGUUGUUGGCAGGUAUUCCAUACACAAUGCAGGCAUUAGUUUCUCAGUUAAAAAACAAGGAGAGACAGUAGCUGAUGUUAGGACACUACCCAAUGCCUCAACCGUGGACAAUAUUCGCUCCAUCUUUGGAAAUGCUGUUAGUCGAGAACUGAUAGAAAUUGGAUGUGAGGAUAAAACCCUAGCCUUCAAAAUGAAUGGUUACAUAUCCAAUGCAAACUACUCAGUGAAGAAGUGCAUCUUCUUACUCUUCAUCAACCAUCGUCUGGUAGAAUCAACUUCCUUGAGAAAAGCCAUAGAAACAGUGUAUGCAGCCUAUUUGCCCAAAAACACACACCCAUUCCUGUACCUCAGUUUAGAAAUCAGUCCCCAGAAUGUGGAUGUUAAUGUGCACCCCACAAAGCAUGAAGUUCACUUCCUGCACGAGGAGAGCAUCCUGGAGCGGGUGCAGCAGCACAUCGAGAGCAAGCUCCUGGGCUCCAAUUCCUCCAGGAUGUACUUCACCCAGACUUUGCUACCAGGACUUGCUGGCCCCUCUGGGGAGAUGGUUAAAUCCACAACAAGUCUGACCUCGUCUUCUACUUCUGGAAGUAGUGAUAAGGUCUGUGCCCACCAGAUGGUUCGUACAGAUUCCCGGGAACAGAAGCUUGAUGCAUUUCUGCAGCCUCUGAGCAAACCCCUGUCCAGUCAGCCCCAGGCCAUUGUCACAGAGGAUAAGACAGAUAUUUCUAGUGGCAGGGCUAGGCAGCAAGAUGAGGAGAUGCUUGAACUCCCAGCCCCUGCUGAAGUGGCUGCCAAAAAUCAGAGCUUGGAGGGGGAUACAACAAAGGGGACUUCAGAAAUGUCAGAGAAGAGAGGACCUACUUCCAGCAACCCCAGAAAGAGACAUCGGGAAGAUUCUGAUGUGGAAAUGGUGGAAGAUGAUUCCCGAAAGGAAAUGACUGCAGCUUGUACCCCCCGGAGAAGGAUCAUUAACCUCACUAGUGUUUUAAGUCUCCAGGAAGAAAUUAAUGAGCGGGGACAUGAGGUUCUCCGGGAGAUGUUGCAUAACCACUCCUUCGUGGGCUGUGUGAAUCCUCAGUGGGCCUUGGCACAGCAUCAAACCAAGUUAUACCUUCUCAACACCACCAAGCUUAGUGAAGAACUGUUCUACCAGAUACUCAUUUAUGAUUUUGCCAAUUUUGGUGUUCUCAGGUUAUCGGAGCCAGCACCGCUCUUUGACCUCGCCAUGCUUGCCUUAGAUAGUCCAGAGAGUGGCUGGACAGAGGAAGAUGGUCCCAAAGAAGGACUUGCUGAAUACAUUGUUGAGUUUCUGAAGAAGAAGGCUGAGAUGCUUGCAGACUAUUUCUCUUUGGAAAUUGAUGAGGAAGGGAACCUGAUUGGAUUACCCCUUCUGAUUGACAACUAUGUGCCCCCUUUGGAGGGACUGCCUAUCUUCAUUCUUCGACUAGCCACUGAGGUGAAUUGGGACGAAGAAAAGGAAUGUUUUGAAAGCCUCAGUAAAGAAUGCGCUAUGUUCUACUCCAUCCGGAAGCAGUACAUAUCUGAGGAGUCGACCCUCUCAGGCCAGCAGAGUGAAGGGCCUGGCUCCAUUCCAAACUCCUGGAAGUGGACUGUGGAACACAUUGUCUAUAAAGCCUUGCGCUCACACAUUCUGCCUCCUAAACAUUUCACAGAAGAUGGAAAUAUCCUGCAGCUUGCUAACCUGCCUGAUCUAUACAAAGUCUUUGAGAGGUGUUAAAUAUGGUCAUUUAUGCACUGUGGGAUGUGUUCUUCUUUCUCUGUAUUCCGAUACAAAGUGUUGUAUCAAAGUGUGAUAUACAAAGUGUACCAACAUAAGUGUUGGUAGCACUUAAGACUUACACUUGCCUUCUGAUAGUAUUCCUUUAUACACAGUGGAUUGAUUAUAAAUAAAUAGAUGUGUCUUAACAUAA